Messenger RNA from Amyelois transitella, 1984 nucleotides. RefSeq names its product tyrosine-protein phosphatase corkscrew. Gene Ontology annotation, biological process: protein dephosphorylation. The coding region runs from base 152 to 1741 and encodes 529 amino acids. The transcript has 12 exons. Gene Ontology annotation, molecular function: protein tyrosine phosphatase activity. The record is from RefSeq and is a predicted model, not a curated record. NCBI's taxonomy places the organism in Eukaryota, Metazoa, Arthropoda, Insecta, Lepidoptera, Pyralidae.
UCACGUCGAAAACGGCGCGCGAAGCGGAUCGCGUAGCGGUAGAGGUCGCGCGCGAGUGUACUUACAGUUCUCAAAUUUAAAAAAGUUUUUGAGAAGGUCUUCGGUUUGAAGGAACCAUAAAGAAUAACAGAGUUUUAAAGACUGGUUAGGUAUGUCGAAGGAGGGUUCGAGGUUUAGUAGAUUAGGGGUGCUAGCCCCGGCUGCGCUGUCAGCGUGUAUGGACGCGUCGGUGCUGGCGGUGCCGGCUGCGGGGGCCAUCGUCUCCACAGUCCUGAAGGAGCUGAGCAAGGCUUUUAUGCUCAAAAAAUGGUUCCACGGCGUAAUGUCAGCGAAGGAAGCUGAAGAUUUGAUCAUGGAGAAAGGCAAGAACGGAUCCUUCCUCGUGAGGGAGUCGCAGGCACACCCGGGGGAGUAUGUGUUGUCGGUUCGAGUCCGGGGCAGGGUCAGUCACGUCCUCAUAAGAAGACAGCAAAACAAAUACGACGUAGGAAGUGGUGAGCAGUUUGACGACCUGGUGGGCCUCAUAGAACAUUUCCGCUCGUACCCCAUGAUCGAGACCUCGGGAGAUGUUCUGAGGCUGCUGCAACCUGUCAGCGGAACCUGGCUGAAGGCGCAAGACAUAGACAAGAAGGUUCAGGAGAUGCAGGAAAUGGAAGAUUCGCACAGACUGGAUAGCAGAACCGGCUUCGAUGGUGAAUUCCAGAACCUGAAGAUGCUGGAGGAGCGCCAUCUGUUCACAGUCAGCGAAGGAAUGAAGAUCGAAAAUGCCAACAAAAACAGAUACAGGAAUAUAUUACCAUAUGAUCAAACCCGCGUGGUCCUUCGAAGUAGGAACAACCGGCCGGAAGCAGAUUACAUCAACGCAAAUUACAUCAGGACUUCCAGGCUCUGUGACUCUUCCAGCUCUGUGCAGUCCUCCAACGAAAGUCUGGACAGCGUCAAUUCUUUAAUAAUGAGAAACGAGUUAAAGAAACCCACUCCGUUGGUUUCAAAGUCGCUAUCAGACGAUGCGCUGCGAGAGGCCAAGAUGAGUUUCCGACUGGACAAGAUCAACGGAAACCUAUGCAGAGAUGCAGUGAAAGACAAAGUGUACGUUGCGGCCCAGGGCUGCCUUCCUAACACCAAAGACGACUUCUGGCGGAUGAUUUGGCAAGAAGAUAUCAGGAUCAUAGCGAUGAUUACUAAUGAAUAUGAGAAUGGGAAGAAAAAGUGUGAGCGUUACUGGCCAAUGUCGAGUUGUGAAGAACGCUUUGGGGAUCUGCUGGUGAAGUCUAUCACCGAAACACACUACGAGGACUACCUUCUUCGGGAGUUUGACGUGUGUGACGACAAGAACACAUGCCGGACAGUGUAUCAGUUCCAAUUCACGGCUUGGCCGGACCACGGGACCCCUUCAGAAUCAGAUGGAGUUCUAAAUUUCAUCGCCGACAUCAACCGGCGGAUGUACCACAUCAUGCAGAGCAAAAAUGCACCAGAGCAGAACAUACUGUGCGUGCAUUGCUCGGCCGGCGUCGGCAGGACUGGCACAUUCAUAGUGCUCGACAUGCUGAUUGACAAAAUCAAAUCAUCAGGGUUCAACUGCGAAAUAGACGUGCACAGCACUGUCAAACUGGUGCGGGCCCAGAGAAGUGGUAUGGUACAGAACAAAUCGCAGUACCGCUUCAUAUACCUGGCGCUGCAGGAUUACAUCGAUAAUAAGAAAAUCAAAUUGAGGAAAAAGGUGUACACAUCAGAUGCGUAGCGUGCCUAUGUUGAACCACCAAAGUGUUUAUUUAAGGACAAGUCUAUUUAAUUAAUUUAAGUCAUGUGAUUUUGAACAAAUGCUAGUUACAUAGAAGCUUCUGUAUUCGCUGCAUACAGUCAAUCAUUAGUUGAUAAGUCUACAAAUAUAGUCCUUCUGACAUUCGUCCCGGUUAUAUCCUGUAGGAAAGCCUAGGGCUAUGAAGGACGAUAAGUUUACUAAAAUAUACGUUACUUUUUUUUC